CUCCUUAGUCUUAACGAGCUAAAGGUGAUAUACCUGCAAUGCAAGCUGUUGGGUUCACUUGGAGAAGGUUAUCUAAAAAUAUCAGCAACACAAAAUCUGUAACUCAGUUAAAAAAAAUUGUAAAAAUCGCGUUCAGUGAUAAAUUUCUUCUAUAUACAAAUGUAACUAUAUCUGUAGGUUUAUCGUCAGUCGGAGAUGCCAUAGAGCAAAGUUACGAAAUUUACACUGACGACUUAGAUAAAUAUGACGCGAAACGGACAAUGCACAUGGCAUUUUCAGGAGCAGCACUCGGUGUGUUAUGUCAUAAUUGGUACAAAGUUUUAGACAAAUUUAUUGUAGGUAAAACUUUAGACAUGGUAACAAAAAAGUUGUUGUUAGACCAAUUAAUAUUUUCGCCUAUAAUGAUAGUAACCUUUUUUGGUAGUUUAGCAUUAUUUGAAGAGCGACCUUUACAAAAUUUUAAAGCCGAAGUAAGUGACAAGUUUGUGCGACUGUAUCGCGCUGAAUGGCUAGUGUGGCCCCCUGCACAAAUCAUAAAUUUCUAUUUCUUACCUACGAAAUUUAGAGUGCUAUACGAUAACACAAUAUCAUUAGGCUAUGACAUUUAUACCUCUCAAGUAAAACACAAUAAAGGCACAGGAAAUUUAGUAAAGGUUGCAUGACGUAACUUAAACUUAGGUGAAAUACAAUUUUGUAGAAAUAUAUAUGUACGUCAUAUUUCAUAAGUUUUUCCAGGCAUAACUUUUUCGUGUUAAGAGUUAAAAGAAACAAGCAGUGCUGUGAUGAUACA
Messenger RNA from Hyposmocoma kahamanoa, 790 nucleotides. RefSeq names its product mpv17-like protein 2. The coding region runs from base 39 to 662 and encodes 207 amino acids. The transcript is spliced from 2 exons. The record is from RefSeq and is a predicted model, not a curated record. Gene Ontology annotation, biological process: mitochondrial ribosome assembly. Gene Ontology annotation, cellular component: membrane; cytoplasm. Lineage: Eukaryota; Metazoa; Arthropoda; Insecta; Lepidoptera; Cosmopterigidae.